Messenger RNA from Oppia nitens, 507 nucleotides. RefSeq lists its product as uncharacterized. The transcript has 3 exons. Gene Ontology annotation, biological process: mitochondrial electron transport, NADH to ubiquinone; ATP synthesis coupled electron transport. Bases 110 to 454 code for a protein of 114 amino acids. The record is from RefSeq and is a predicted model, not a curated record. Gene Ontology annotation, cellular component: mitochondrial inner membrane. Lineage: Eukaryota; Metazoa; Arthropoda; Arachnida; Sarcoptiformes; Oppiidae.
UUAUGUAUUUACAGUAAUAUUUGUUUUCUCUAUAAAUACUAAUAAAAUAAAAAAAUCUAUUAAUUAAUUAAUUAUUACAACAGUUAUAAUCGCCGGCCGACCGGAUAUUAUGAGUAGUAGAAGUACUUCCUAUUUCAGAGAUGUCGGACCUGUUCUACAGGUUGUCCGCAAUUUCUUAAGAGGGCGGUCAUGGAAUGAACAGCUAAGGAAACCGGAAAACCUGUCCAUUAGGCCGUACCCGAAACCCGAACUUCCCGACGGACCAUCGGAUAAGACUCAUCUGAAUCACUAUUACACUCGUAACGGCAGAGGAUUGGUUUUGCCGGCCCAAACAUUGGCCGAUGGUGGCCAACUAAAACAAUUGACCGCUGCUGCGGCAGCGGACUCGACUAAAGUGGCCGCCAAAGCAACCGGUGGUGUACCCAAACCGGGACACACUUACCGCUGGGAUUAACUAACUAACUAACAGUUAAAAUAUAUAUAUAAAUAUAGUAUAUUAUAUAUGAU